Messenger RNA from Cinara cedri, 8701 nucleotides. The record is from the annotation of a GenBank genome assembly. Lineage: Eukaryota; Metazoa; Arthropoda; Insecta; Hemiptera; Aphididae.
GGAAUGUUUGGAAUUCAACCGUUGCGUCCCGCCGCAAACGAAUUUAAUGCGCGUGCGUAUGUGUUAUACACCGACCGACUACAACGCGGCGCUACUACCACAGACCACUGUUUUACCGCUGCUACCACAGACCACUGUUUUACCGCUGCUAUCUGUCGAGAACGACGCUACAUGCGAUUGGUUGUUCGAGCCGUCAGUUGUGUGCUACUGCGGUAUCUUUAAAUCUUUUGCUGCACGCACGACGUCGUCAGCGCCAUAGCCGUUGCCAUCACCACAGUUUCGACACAAAACACAAGUACAACCGCCGGCAGUUCGCCACCAUUAUAACAGUUUUCGAUCAGCACCAUCGCCGCCGGCAGACGGCAGUGUCCACGUCACCAUCAUCGCGGCCUCGUGCAUUGUCAACGCGAAAAACAUCCGUUAUAUUAAUAUUAUGAAUUCUCUCGAUGAAACUGCCAAUGCAUCCGGAAUGGAGCAGGGUAAAAGCAGUACAGUGGUUUUGGCACUGUUAAUCACCAUCGUGUUCAGUGGCGUGUUUUUUUUCUUGAUGCGGUUGGCUCGUCCGGCGGCUCGUCCGGCGGCCCGUCAGGCGGCCCGUCCGGCGGCUCGUCCGGCGUCUCGUCCUGCGACUCGUCCGGCGGCUCGUCUGACUGCACGUUCCCAACGUGGAGGGACCGUGGACGGACGAAGAAACAAGAGAUCAGGCACCUCGGCUAAUCAGAAAGAAAAUGUACGGCCAGCAUCAUACUCUGCCAAUACGGGAAGUAACAGUUUCUCAAAUCCCAGCGGUUCUAACAGCAAAAACGGUGACAAGGAAAAAAGAAACCAGCGUCGUUCGUCGUCUUGUUCGUCGCAUAGCCAAGUUGACGAGGAUCAUCUGGUUGCAAUGGACAGCAUGGAUCAAUUGUCAUCUGUAGACGAUGAUCUAGACCAAGGCGAAUGGAUUACUAUGGUAAUAUAAACAAUUAUAUUAUACUUAUUUGCAUAGAUUAAAUGAAAUUAAAUAGUUAUACCUAUCUAAAAUUAUAUUACAAAAUAGGAUGCAUUGGCUGUAUAAUUAUGCCUUAUAGGUUAUAAGGUUAGAAGUUUUUUCACCAAUUUUGUUUGAGACGUCUUAUGGGGUUGUCAGGAAGUGUCAUUGAGGCCAAUUGUGAAAUAAGGUGGUUGGGGUUCGUAAUGAGUUUCCCGUGUAACCUUUUGUAGAAGAUGAUUGCUAUAUCGUGGAUGAUUUUGAUUGAGAGGUCGUCAUGGAGUAAUUUGUUCAUUAUGUACAAUGGAGCUUUUGUGAUGAUACACAGACAUAUAAAUUGAAUGAAAAGAUUGAAUUGUUUGGCGAUUUGAUUUUUUAGCUAAGCCCCAGAGUAUGAUGCCGUAGGUCUAUAUGGGACGAAGGAGACUUUUAUUGAUGAGAAGUUUAUUUUGAAUAUUGAUGGUAGACCUGAGUAAGGGUCUUAAUAGGUGAAGUUUGCCGUUUAGAUUUAGAAUCAAAAAUUGUUUGAAUUUUAGAUAUUUUUUUUGUGUAUAUUUGUAGGCAUACCUAGGUAUUUUGUGUACAUUACCUAUAACUUCUGAGCCUUAAUUGAUGGCCUAUUAAUGUCUUCUUAAUGGUUCGACAUUCUUAACUUUCUCUUUUAGCACCCAGUUCUGUAUCAUUCCUACUUAACAAGAACUACCUUUGAUGACCGCAACCAUUUAUUGUAUUGCAUACUUUGUAGUACAAUUUAUUAUUAUAUAUUACAUUAAAAUACAAUUAAUUUGGUUUCAUUUUAUUAUUUUAUAGUAUUUUUGUAAAAAAAUGUUUGUAUUCAUUAGUAAUAUCUUUGUUUUUUAAUAUUGUAUUUCUGAUAUCCAGUUGGCUAUUGUGAUGCUGCAUAAUAAUAAUAAAAUAAUAUUUACUUAAAAAAAUAAAAUAAUACAAAUAUAAUAUAUUAUAGUUACUGGAUACCAUAACAUUUAAAGUUGUCUAAAAAAAAUUUAGACAUUUUUAAAGUUAAUAUGUUUUCAAUUUAAUUAAAUAUUUUUAACUAUUUAAAAUUUUAAAAGAAAAUAUUUGGGAAAUAUAAAGUUAAUGGUGUUUAUAGUAAUAAAAUGUUUAGGUAGUAUACCAAAAAUCAACAUAUUUAUAGAAAUUAAAUUGAAUAUAGAAGGAUGUACAGUAUGUGUCAAGCGCAACUUGUAAAAUAACAAUCUUUUUGUUUACUUAAAAUAAAAAAGUUUUUAACUAUACUCCGGCUCACGUAAACCGUUUUGCUAUUAAAACACAUCCAAUUACGCACAUGUAUACAUUGAAUAACAAUAGAACAAAAUGGGGUGAAAUAGUCACUGUCAUCAGUCUACAUGCGCGAAACAGUUUACUUUUUUCUGGAAGAGAGGCCGGAGUGUAGGUAUAGUUUUUGGUACAUACUUUUGAGUUGAUAUUAAUAACACUUAACAUCAGAAAAUAUAUUUUUACUAAUAUUAGUUAUUUAUUAGCUAUAUUUACAAAUAAAACUAGGUAAUGUAUUGGUUAUAAUAGUGUUGAGCAUAUGAUAUGUACCUAAUUGUUUAAUAUGUAAUAGUAACAUUUUUAUUUAUUUCAGACCAGCGGUAGCAGUAGUUCACCAACUAAUACUUCUACAAUCAUCAACAAUAGUGGAAGCGAAUCAAACCGAAAGAAGAAUCAACGGGGUGACGAUAGUGUAACUGUCACUACGAAGGCUGAACGCCGUCGAAUUCAGCAAGAAAAAGAACAGCUACAACAACAACAACUACACCAACAACAACUACACCAACAACAACUACAACAACAACAACUACAGCAACAACAACUACAACAACAACUACAGCAACAACAACUACAACAACAACUACAGCAACAACAACAACAACUACAGCAACAACAACUACAGCAACAGCUAAAGCGCGAGAAAGAAAAUAAACAGUCCCAGCCACCACAACGUCGAAAUGACAAGCAGUUGCCUUCACAACAGCAGCAACAGCCUCAACAACAGUCAUUAAGAUCUCAGCAACAUCAAGUUGUUAUUCCAUCUGUGACUGUGGUUCCAACGAUUGUAGUUACUACCCCAAAUACCUCGGUUGUGCAAAUUUCCAGUUCACAGAACUCGCGGGAAAACAAUGUCAAGACUGUGCAGUGUGCGGAAUAUGAUUCAGUCGUGACUAUGAUGACAGAAACACUGUCUAAAACGGAAGAAGAUGUACGGACUGAAAAUGAUUUGUCUGUGAAAUCCUUGCAGGCUGAGCAUGACAAGGAGCUAAAGGCAUUGCAAAUCGAGCACGAAGUGAAUGUCAAACAAUUGCGUGAGGAAACCGACAAUUGGCGUACAAAUUACAACACGGCGACUGAAAAGUUGCGCAUUUUAGAGGGAGAUAACACAUCAGCUAAACAACUGCGUGCUGAACUUGAUACUAAAAUUAAGACAUUGCAUGCAGAAUAUGGUGUCAAGUUGGCGGAUUUACAAGCCAAGCAUAAGGCAGAGAUCGAUAAUUUGUGUGUGGAACUUAAAAAUCUUCGGCAGAUUGUGAUUCAAGACAAGCAGGUUAUUGAAAAUGAUGCUAAGGAUAUGUUAACUGAGCAAGAAAUUAUUAUUCAAGGAUUACGCGAAGAAAACAAGAAUCUACAGAAAGAGCUCGAGACUGCCAAUCUUUUACUGCAGGAAAUUAAGGAUAAACAGGUUGAACAUGAGACUGCGGUUCAAAGUUUAAUUGAGAAAAAUAAAAAUCUGAUCGCAGAGCAUGAGGCCACAUUGGUUGGCCUGCACAAAGAGACCGAUAAGUUAAGGACUGAGCAAGAAACCACUGUACUUAAUAUAAUUAAAGAAAAAGAAAAUAUAAAUACAGAACAUGAAACUGAAGUGCAAGGACUGCGUGAAGAAAUCAAGAAAUUGAAAAAUGACCACGAAAUGGCAGUAAGAGCAUUGCGUGUAGAAAAUGAAAAAGUCCGGAUUGAUAAUGAUGGUAUACGAAAAGAGUUCAAAGAAGUAGAAGCUGCAAACAGAGGCCUCCAUGUUGAAAAUGAAAAUCUUCGCGCUGUUCAUGAAAUGUCAAUUUUACAACUGCGCGAAGAAACUGAUAAUAAACACCGGGCUACCAUCAAAAGUUUACAGACAAACCAUGAUGCUGCUGUCGGUGUAUUGCAAAUGGAGCAUGACUCAUUAGUACAACUUUUACGCGCAGAAAAAGAAUCCUUACGUGCUGAACUUGAGUCCACACUUGCUAAUCAUUUAGUGGAAAAACAAAAUUUGCAUAUGGAAUAUGAGAGUUGUAUGGAUGAACUGCGUGCUAAGCACGAGAUUGAGCUAGAUAAUUUGUGGCAAAAGCAAAAGUCGGUGGAAGAAAAAGCACAACAACUUGCUGACCGUAAUGCGAAAGUUAUUAAACAGCAGAAAAUCGAUAUUGAGCAACUUGAACAACAGAUAAUCGAGUUACAGCAUGUUUCAACCACUAAAACAAAGGUGAGAUUUUUUGGGGAUUUCGUAAAAUACUGUCUGGUAUAGUGAUAAUAUUAUACUUUAUUUAAGUAACUUAAGGACUAUAAACUAGUUGUUACAUUCUAGUAUUCUAUAUUAUUAAAAAUAAAAUUACUAAAAUUUGAUAUUCCUUGUAUUUUUAGGGCCAGCAGACAACUCAGGUUCAAAACACCCUCACUACAGAAAUAAACACACUUAAAACACAAAAUCAAAAUCUGCACCAUAAUAUGGCAUAUUACAAACAAGUUAUUAUUGAUAUGGUAUGUAUGUGUGUAUUAUGUGUAAUACCUUGUAUAAGAAAGGGGGCAGUGACAUAUUUGAGACUUAAGAAUAUUGUAGAAUAUAUUUAUUUCAUUAGUAUUUCUACUUGGUUUGAAAAAUUUUAAAGUUAUUUGUUUAAAUUUUCACAAAAAUCUUGAGUAAAAAAUUAUGUAGAACAAAUAUAGUUUUUCAAUUUUUUGUAGUUAUGAAGAAGGGUGCAGUGGAAAACCAAAAAAAUCACUUUCAAACUGAGAACAUUAUAAUUUUUUUUUUUCAAAAGUUUGGAUUAAGUUUAAUGUUAAACUUUUAAAUGUAGUGACCACAACAUUAUUAUGUCAUAUUAUAUUAUUAACUAAGGCUAUAGUUGUGUAUUAACUCAACACUUGGUUAAAAUGAUUCAUCUUUUUUUUUCCCUGUGGGCCUAAACUUCUGAUAUUCAUUAAUCAUUACUUUAGAUUAAUCUGGUUUUUUGUCAUUUUGGAAAAAAAGUGACUUCUGGUUUAUUCCCUGUACCCUUCAUAUGUACAUUACUAAUUUAAGAAUAAUGGUGAAGUCAGAAUUGAGUUGGUUUAAAAAAUAUAGCUUUUUUAAGUUGUGAUAUUAAAUGCUAUGUUUAAAUUACUCAAUAUUGUUAGUUUCAUAGUCUAAUGAUGGUAAGUUCCUGUUGUCAGCUAGAAGUCACAAAUUCUGAAAACUAUUUUUACAUUUGGGUGUACAUAGAGAUCCAAGCCAUUACUCGCUUGGACUAUUUUAACCAAGAAAUACUCCUCGAUUUAUGGUGUAAACUAUUUUACCAGAAAUUGCUCUGAUGUAUCAAGUGUAGCACCUUUUCUGAAAGAAAAUUUUAUCUGUAUGGUACUUAAGGAGGUAAUUUUUUUGAUUUUCAUAACUUUGGGGAAAAACCAGGAUAAAAUGUCGGGAAAAAUUAGGACAAUUUAUGAAAAUAUCAUAGUGACGUAAAAUUUGUACAGAAAAUUUGCUUUUUCUAAUCAUGGUUAAGCUGUAAAAACAUUUGAGCUAAUCUUUGUUUACAGAUAUACAUUAAAUUCCCCACAUUCCCAACUUCUCAUCUACAACAGUGGUCCACCCAUUAUGUGAAUUAUGUCAGUCUUUUUUUUUUUUGAUUUUCAACUUUUCAAAAAUAAUAUUAAAUGUUAAUUUCCUUAAACAUUAUCAGGGCUUGGAAUUUAUAACACUAAAAAUAACAGAAAUUGCUAUAGUAUGACCUAACAAAUCUUAAAAUAAGUACUAUAAUAUGACCUAAAAUCAUAAAAUAUGUUAUGGCAUACCAUAAAAACAUAAAAAAAAAUAGCAAUAAGAUAAUUUAUUUGUUUUUAAUUUUUAAAUUCUGAGCAGUGUAAAAAAUGUUUUAGUUUUACAAUGAUGUUUAUUAUUAUUUUUUUUGUGUGAACACUUUUUCUACCAGAAAGCUUACUUCGAUUAUCAGUUAUAGUACCUUUCCUGAAAGGAAAUUUUCUCUGGAUGGUAAUUUUUUGAAAUUUUCAAUAAUAUUCGAGAUAAUGAGGAAAACCUCGGUCUUUAGGUUAAAAAAAAUUAAAAGAUUAAAAAUAAGGUUGUCAUUAGCAACUGUUUUUAUUAUUUUAAUCUUUUUUAAACAAUUAUUGUUGUCAUGGAAAUGCACAUUAUUGUAAUCAUUUUAACAUAGUAUGACAUAUGUAUUGUUGACAAAGUAACAUUAUCAACUGAAUUCUGCUCAGAAUUCAGUAGCAAUGGUUUAUCGUUGCUUACAGAUAUACAUUAAAUUCCCGUCUGUAUCCUGUUUCUUUCGAACUUCCUACCUACAUUAGUAGCUGCACCCACAUGCAAAGUAUAUCCAUUUUUUUUUUUUUUAAAUAUAUAAGCGCAAAUAUUUAAGAGUCAUAAAUAUAAACUGCCAGAUGGAACAAUACACAUUUCUACUUGAACAUAGACUAUUAUAUGAACGAAAAUAUAGGUAAUUUUCUUAUGGAUUCACAAAAAUGACAGUUUUUUUCAGUUAUUUAUGAAAUAUACAAAAUAAAUUAUUAUAUUAUGUAUAUUAGCGAAAAACCGUAUAAAAUUUCAUAUUGGGAGUCCUUAGUGCUCAAAACAAAUGUAAAGUUCACUCUGCUAUAAUUAACUGUGUAAUAAUUAGCAAAUGAUGUAAAAUCUGAGUGCUGCUUAUUAUACUCAUUAAAGUAUUAUUUGAAGAUUCAAGUGCUUCUUUUGCUCUGUAAAACCGGCACUUGAAGGGGGUGUUCUUAAAAUUGAUGUUAUUAAGUUAUUAAAAAUAUAAUGAUUCACUUAAUAUUGAAAGAAUAUGCUUUUCCAUUUUGAAAAAGUAUUAUGUUUACAAUAUUUUACUGAUUUAAUGUUAUUUUUUGUGUAGGAAGAAAUCUUGAGAUGUUUAUGUGAGAAUGUGGAAAAAGAAGAAAUGAAAUGGACUUUAAAUUUGGCUGACCUUCACCGAAAACUGGAGAAUACACACCUUCAGUUGACUGAAGUGUAUAGACAACUGGAUAUAACGCGUAGGGAGUUGGAUGAAGCACACAGUCAACUGGAUAUUGCACACAGUAAGUUAGAAGUAAUACCUAAUCAAUUGGAUGAUAAACCCAACCAGUUAGUAGAAGUACCCAACCAGUUGGAUAACUGUGUUUCUAAAAAAAAUAAUCAUAGCAAAAGUAAGCGAAAGAGGAGUAAUAGAAAAAAAGGCAGUGGUGUGGCAGAAGUGAAAUAAAUUUUUUUUUAAAUAUAUGAUUCACUUAAAUCUCAUACAAAUAACCUUUAAUAGGUAGACUUUAUAAUUUGUAUAAAAAAAAAAGACAAUAAAACAUAUUUUUUAUAUUGCAAAUGUUUAUAUAUUUAUAUUAUAUAUAUAUAUCAAUAAUAAUAUAUUAUAGAUAAUUUAUAUUUAUAUGUUUAUUAUACACAUGUAUGAAUCCUAAUAAUGAUCUGCUGCGGCAAUAUUGUACAUAAUUUUGUUAAAUUAUUAUUAUUUUUAAUCACUAGCAAACUACCACCUUAUUAUUUGUAUCCAUUCUCUAUACUCAUAGUGGCAGUCAUUAUCUUGUAUGUACUUAAUCAGUUUAUACAUAAUAUAUAUCAAGUGAUCCAUUUAAUUGGGUACACUCAUUAUAUCGGAAAGUAUUAACUUUUUUUCUGAAUUUGUUUUCUAAUACAUUUAAGCUGCUCUACAAUUUUAUAUUUAUGUUAUUUUUUGUCACCCUAUUUUUGAGAGUAAAAUCACUAUCUACUUUUGAUUUUUAAUGUAGGUUGCUUUUUGAAAAUCAAAAGAAGAUAGUAAUUUACUCCCCCAAAAAGGUACCGAAAAAAAAACAUAAAUAUAAAAUUUUAGAGAAGUUUGUUUUUUUAAAUAUUCUAUAAAACAAAUUUCAGAAAAAGUUAACAUUUCCUAAGAUAAUGAAUGUACUCAAAUGGAUAUCCUAAUAUACCUACUAUUAUAAUAUAAUAUAAAGUAUACUUAAUUAUUAUACAUGAUUUUUGUGGUAGCAGAAAUCAUGAGUGUAUCAGUUUAUUAUAUUAUAAAGUUAACUAUUUACUAUUAUUGUGUAAUGUUAUAUUGUAACAAUAAUUUUAUUAUUAUUAUUAUUAUUAUCAUGUAUUCCUUAACAAUUUUUAUUGUGGUAUUUUGUAUCUAUUUACCAUGUUACCCACUUACAAAUACUUAAUUUGUUUACUAAUUAUUCUUGGGUAUUUUUUUCUAUUAUAAUAUGUAAUAUUAUUUUUAUGUAUACUUUCAACUAUUACAAAACUGUUUAUCAGUGUGUAUUAUUAUUAUCAUAAGAUUAUACUUAAAUUAAAUACUCUGUGUAUAAAAACUUAUAUUUUUUAUUGGCAAAUAUUGUGAUUUGUUUUAUUACUAUUAUUAUUUAUGUUAAAGUAAUUGCAACAAUUAUUAUAAAUUUAAAUAUGAUUUACCUUUUAUGCAAAUUGAAUAUGAUAAAAUGUUAAUUUUUUUAUUUAUUGUUCACGAG